AUGCCCUCAGACCACCCACCCGCCCCGGCCUACACCGCAACCCCAGGCUCAAUCCUCCAUCCCAACAAACCCCUCUACGACUCCAUCGCCCAAGCCAACCGCACUCUCACCACCUCCUUCACGCUCCCCAUCCGCUCCGGCCGCGCCUGGACCGUCCCCGCCGGCCACAUCCUCCGCAUCUCGACCCCAGAAGGACCCCAGGUCGGCGACCUGAACCUCUGGAACCUGCACAACCCGCGCGAACGCUUCUGGGCCGCGCGCACGCGCCAGCUGCACGCGAGCCACGUGUCGACGUACGAUCGGCUCUGGAGCACGUUGCCGUAUUUGAGGCCGAUGGUGACUAUCAUCCGCGACUCUUUAGGACCGGCAUACGGCGUCGACAAAUGGAACGGCCGCGUGCACGACCUCCUCGGCACGCGCUGCGACCCCUACGUGAACAAGAUGCUCUCGGGCGACUCGUACGACUACCACUGCCACUCGAACCUCGUGCGGGCCGUGCUGCCGUACGGCCUGACGGAGUUUGAUGUGCAUGAUGUGUUGAAUGUGUUUCAGGUGACUGGACUCGAUGCGCAGGGCAGGUAUUUCAUGGAGGCGUGUCCUGCGCAGGAGGGGGAUGCGAUUGAGUUUUUUGCUGAGAUGGAUUUGCUUUGUGCGUUGAGUACGUGUCCGGGGGGCGAUUUGAGUGUUUGGGGGUGGGGGGAGGGUGGGGAGGGGGAAGAGGGGGAGGGGGAGAAGAAGGGGAAGAGUAUGCUUGAGGUUUGUCGGCCGUUGAAGGUGGAGGUUUUUCGGGUGGAGGAUGAGGGGGUGUUGGAGGGGUGGGUGAGGCCGGAGGUUCCUGCUUAUAGGGGGGCUCAUGGGAUGGCGGUGCCGGAGGGGGAGAAGCAGGGUUGA
Messenger RNA from Zasmidium cellare ATCC 36951, 891 nucleotides. RefSeq lists its product as uncharacterized. The record is from RefSeq and is a predicted model, not a curated record. The coding region runs from base 1 to 891 and encodes 296 amino acids. The transcript has a single exon. NCBI's taxonomy places the organism in Eukaryota, Fungi, Ascomycota, Dothideomycetes, Mycosphaerellales, Mycosphaerellaceae.